AUGGACGUCAAUGAGGACACCUCAUUCUCCGCUGAAUCAUACUUCGAAACACAACCACCUCCAGCGGGUAUAGAGGAGGCUAUUCAGUCGAGCGGAGGGACAACCGUCCCUUUGGAGCUUCAUGUCGUCAGAUUUCUGGACAACUUUAGUGCUGGAACUCGUGGGGCGACAUCUGCAGAAUACUUUCUGAAAGCUGGAUAUGCAGUUAUAUUCAUGCAUCGGCAGUUCAGUCUCCAGCCGUUCAGUCGGCAUUACUCUCACACCACAAACCCCUUCCUCGACUUCCUCGAACUACAUCCUCCAGCCGAAGGAAGCAACGGUGACCAACCAGUCAUCACUGUCUCGCCUUCAAAACGCACGCAACUCGCAGAAGUACUGGCCACUUAUCAAGAGGUCCACCGAGCGAGAACCCUCCAUACUCUUACCUUUGUGACAAUCAAUGACUACCUUUACCUCCUACGAGGAAUAAGUAGUAUAUUAAAGUCGGCAGGACGCAAAGGGAUGUAUUAUCUGGCAGCGGCCGUCAGUGACUUUUUUGUACCAAGAAAACGCUUGUCGGAGCACAAAAUCCAGUCGAGAAAGGGGAGCCUCAUUAUUGAAAUGGAUCAGGUUCCAAAAAUCCUAAAGCCACUUGUGGAGGAAUGGACAUUUGGAGGGUUUGUAGUAUCAUUCAAGCUCGAGACAGACAAGGAUCUUCUUAUACCCAAAGCUCGUGCAGCCUUGGAAAGAUACGGUCAUCAGGUGGUGAUCGCGAAUAGGCUUGACAACAGGAAAUAUGAAGUUAUUUUUGUUACACGGGCGGACGAUGGACCUGGGAGCAAAAUCCCUAAGUUCAAAGAAGAAGUAGUUAGACUGAAGGACAACGACUCGGAAAUCGAGGAGGACAUUGUUGCGAAACUCGCAUCAUCCCAUGAUCAAUGGAUUGAGGGAGGUUGUGCGGGGUUGACUGGUGACCACAAACUGCUGCUAUAUGGUGCUGUUUCGACGACUCUGGCAUCAUUGGCUGUGUACACCACUUUCAGCACACACAGCAACUUCUACUCGGCCGUAGUCCAUUUGUCCAAGAGCAAUGGGAGCAUACUUACACUUGCCAAUUUCAUGGUGUUUGUAACACUAAUGGUGGCUAAAGUAAUGCAACUCAUAUUCUUUGGACCAUUGCGAACCAAUGAAGUCGAGCGUCUCUAUGAUCGAACUUGGUACUUCCUUACCGAAUCCCUGCUCGCAUUCACAAUAUUCCGUGAGGACUUUGAUGCAGCCUUUGUGUGUUUAUUUGGGGGACUUCUCUUUGUCAAGUCGUUCCAUUGGAUACUUGCAGAUCGAGUCGAGGCGAUGGACCAACAACCUUAUCCGGGCCCUCCAAAAUCAUUUCAUAUACGUACAUUGGCUUUAUUCAAUCUCCUUGCUCUAGUCGAUGUGGUGGUGAUAGGUUCUCUUGCCGAGGUGAUACUCCAUGAGGGGGUCGAUGGUCUGGUAUUGUUUGUGAGCGAGUAUGCCAUUCUGUUGGCAUCCUUAUUCAACUCGUGGCUCAAAUACCUUAUUUCAGUGUAUGAUAUCUAUCGAGCAUCACGACGAGGUGGCGAUGAUGCACCACCCUGGGAGCACAAGUCCAUGUACAUCUUCUACGUCGAGCUUCUCACGGAUUUCCUCAAACUCAGCACUUACCUGGCAUUCUUCCUUACCGUACUCACUUACUAUGGUCUUCCUCUCAACAUUAUCCGCGACGUGUUCCUCACGGCCCGCUCCUUUAUUGGUCGUGUGCGUGACUUGCUCCGUUACCGGGCCGCAACGAGGGAUAUGGAUCAUAGAUACCCUGAUGCUCUUCCCACCGAAAUGGAGGCUCUGGGAGACCGCACCUGCAUUAUCUGUCGUGAAGAGAUGGUUUCGAGAGGUACUGCUGGUGCAGGUGCCGUUACGGGAGGUCCAAAUACAACACCGAAGAAACUUCCGUGUGGUCAUAUUUUCCACUUUCACUGUCUACGUUCUUGGCUUGAAAGACAGCAAAGCUGCCCCACAUGCCGGCGAACUGUGUUGGAAUCUGGACGACCUGGAAACGCAGCUAAUGGGAAUGCAGCAAACGCCAAUCCUGCCGCGCCCAACCCACAAGCUGGUGCUGUACCCAACCCUCCUCAAGGUGCUGUUGAACUUUUCAAUCGUGUGUGGAAUGCACCUGGGCAAGGUCCUCAACCACCCGCUGCACCCGCUGUCGCAAACGGACAAGCACCAGUCGCACCCCCUCCGCCUUUUGGACAACUCCCGCCCUUCCCCUGGCACGCUGGUCAAAUCAAUCAACCUCAGUGGCCCCCUCAGGUACCACGACAGUUCCAGGGCUUCAAUGCUGGUGGGCAGUGGUAUCCUUGGGGUGCCCCUCCUGCGGAGAACGAACGUGGACAGCGACCGCAAAAUGACUCGACCCCUGCCCGAACUGUACCAUCAACAUCUGGUCUAGGUCUUCCUUCCUCUCCACCACCUCUCGAUCGUGACGUUACGUCUAUGCAGCCCAAUUCUUCUGGACCACCACCCCCAGCGCCAACACCCGUGAGGCAGGUUAUAACAGUUCCUAACAAAACUCCGCCAGAAGCCAAAGAGGGCGCGAAGUCUACCGAUUCGAAUGAGAUAGUGAACAAUGGUGGACCUGGAACAAGCGCGAGAGAGGCGGCUGCAUUGGCAGCUCUACGGAGAUUCCAAGCUGGGCGCAGCACUGAAUCAUUAAAGUCUCCUGGUCUGUCUGGCUCCAAACCUGGCAGUUUAUCCGCCACAAAUUCAAUGGAGCCCAAAUCUACUCCUCGAGCAUUGUCAUCCUCUCCAUCUGGGUCUAUCGACCUCUCGAGCCGAGCUCAGAACACGGUCCAGGAAGCCGCGGAGGGGGCUGAUCGAUUAGAAAGAUCUCCUACGUCUUUGGAGCAAGGUGUCCGGACCCAAUCCCUCCCCGGCGCCACAUCAGCCACCACAUCCUCUCGAACACAUGCACCUAAUUUAAUUCCGUUGUACAACCCCGGCUCCAACACCCCAGGCCACGGUUCCAAUAUUCCAUCGCCAUAUUUCUUGCCUUCUGGCUCUUCAACCGCGCCCUUGAUAGACGUUCGCCAGCCCUCAGCACCCCGUUCGUCACCGUACUUAUUCGGGCCUCCUUCCAGCGGUCCUCGUCCACCAUCCCUACCCAGGCAUGGUCAACUCCCAUCAGACGUCUCCGACUCUCAGCUGCGCCAACUCGAUCGAGUGACCCGCGAGGCCAUUGACGAACGACUUCGGGUCUUGGAAAGUGUACAGACUACAGUGUGGCAAUGCGUAGAAGAACUGACAAGGCUCCGAAGCUCACUUCCGGACCCUGGACUAGAGGAACGGCGGGGGUCUACCUCAGGCUUGGGUGGCGGAGGACCUAUCGGUAGCACGAAUGGAAGCACGUCCAGUUUCGAGGCCGAGGCGUUUGCACCUAAUAUUCAGGUGGAUUCUACAGAGUCAUCAGAUAUAGAUGUGAAAGGGAAGGGAAAGGGAAAGGCACUGGCAGACGUAGGGGAUGAGACCGAAGAUACCGACGUAGUAGACACCCGAUGA
Molecule: messenger RNA, 3552 nt
Organism: Rhizoctonia solani
Lineage: Eukaryota; Fungi; Basidiomycota; Agaricomycetes; Cantharellales; Ceratobasidiaceae
Product: E3 ubiquitin-protein ligase synoviolin
Exons: 12
Coding region: 1-3552 (1183 amino acids)
Cellular component (GO): cytoplasm
Molecular function (GO): zinc ion binding
Source: RefSeq, a predicted model, not a curated record